Ixodes scapularis (black-legged tick) is the source of this 1119-nucleotide messenger RNA. RefSeq names its product craniofacial development protein 1. Bases 295 to 1074 code for a protein of 259 amino acids. The record is from RefSeq and is a predicted model, not a curated record. NCBI's taxonomy places the organism in Eukaryota, Metazoa, Arthropoda, Arachnida, Ixodida, Ixodidae. The transcript has a single exon.
AGAAAACAAACUCCAGAAAAGCGUGCUUGCCCAGCGAACGCGGGGAACGACAGCGGUCAUUAGGCGCGUCCGGCACUAAGUACGCGCCGUUCGCGUUUGCUGCGAGUGGUUCAGUUGCUCCGAUUGUUCUCCAAAUUGACCUUCAGAUGCGGGGUCGGCCACCUGACCGAAAGAAAGCAGCCUCUCUGUGCGACAUCCGGAACUGUGGCCAACGCCAACCGUCAACCGUGGAACUCGAAGCGCUUCUAACGUUUUGCUCUUUUGUGUUGGAGUGACUAUCGGACACCUUCGAUUAUGUCGACGUAUGACCUGACGAGACCGGCCGACAGCGAGGACAGCGAGGACGAUGAAGACUACGUUCCCUCCGGUGAAGACAGCGAGGGAGAUCUCGCAGAUUGCGAGAAUGACGCCGAACGCGACGCUGAAGCUGCCACCAGCAAGAAAGGCAAGACGGGCAAAGCGGCUGGGAAGCGCAGAGGCGGCACGAAGCUGGACGCGGGCGCUUGCGAGGCUGGAACGCCCGAGGACCGAGCGGCCGAGGAUCCGAGCGAGCUGACCCGCGCCGAGAAGGAGAAAGCAGACCUCCUGUGGGCCGAUUUCCUCAAGGACGUGGAGCCCCUUCCCAAGAAGCGGCCCCCACCGGCUGCGGCACAGUCAUGUCCAACAACUUCGAAGCUCGUGCCAGUGACGGUGGAAAAGAAAGUGAAAAUCACCAAAGUCAUGAACUUUGCGGGGGAAACUGUCCUGGUGGACACGGAGGUGGAUGCCAAGGAGGCCAGGGGGAGUGGCUCGGGAGCAGAGACCCCCUUGCCCGGCACGAAGCGGCCUGCUGGGGUCCAGCAUGUCCUGAGUCGGAUCCUGAACAAAAAGCAGAAGCUCAGUGUCCUGGACAAGUCCAAGCUGGACUGGGAGAGCUACAAGAAAGAGAAAGGCAUUGAAGAGGAGAUCCAGACUCAUAAUCGUGGGAAGGACGGGUACCUCGAGAAGCAAGCAUUCCUGCAGAGGGCGGACUUGCGCCAGUUCGAGAUUGAAAAGAAUCUUCGAGCCAAGACGAGAGUCAACAGGCUUGUCUAGAAGGGACCUGAAAUAAACUCGCACAUGGAUGGGCUGAUAACCUGA